Messenger RNA from Manihot esculenta (cassava), 1209 nucleotides. RefSeq names its product CASP-like protein 5C3. Gene Ontology annotation, cellular component: membrane. The transcript has 3 exons. The coding region runs from base 475 to 948 and encodes 157 amino acids. NCBI's taxonomy places the organism in Eukaryota, Viridiplantae, Streptophyta, Magnoliopsida, Malpighiales, Euphorbiaceae. The record is from RefSeq and is a predicted model, not a curated record.
GAAAAAAAAGCCCAAAAAUGGCAGUGGAUCAUUACUCUCUCACCCCCGCUGUGGCUGCGUGCGUCACCUUCUGGAGCGGCGGGCGGGCGGCAGGCAAGCAGCCAACUCAAACUGAACCUCUGACCUAAUUGCCAAUGGGGCUAUCAAGGGGCCCCACUAAUCCACGUAUCCAUCGCCAGUUUAUUUCACGCUUAAAUCUUUGAGAACCAAAUUUCUAAUUGGAAGAACCAGAGAAGAAGACAGCUCUCAAUGCGAGCGUUGCCAUUACGUUCCUCUGGCUUUCAUUUUUCCUUCCAAAUUCAUUUACCAGAACACAAAUCCUAAAUCUUUCUGAUUACCCACAAUUGCAAAAUCAUAAUAACUGGAUUAUUUUCCCUCUAAAUUUUUUUUUUCUUUUUGAUUUGCGUGAUUGAUAAAAAAAGUUGCAGGGGAAUGAAUUUUUGGACAUGAAGGACAGAGAAGUGGUGUUGGAAGAUGGAAAAGGUGCCUGGAGCAAUGGGGACAAGCGCUAGCUUGGCUCUGAGAUUGGGUCAGGCUAUCUUCUCAACUGCUUCCCUUCUCUUCAUGUGUUUGGGCAUUGACUUCUACAGUUAUACUGCUUUUUGCUAUUUGGUGACUAUCAUGGGUCUUGUUAUUCCAUGGAGUAUAACACUGGUGCUAGUGGAUGUAUAUUCUGUCUUUGUUAAAUUUUUACCUCAUCAACCAAGAAUUCUGUCAGCCAUUGUCAUUGGAGAUUGGGCUUUAUCAUUUCUAUCUUUAGCAGCAGCAAGCUCAACAGCAAGCGUUACAGAUAUUCUGCAUGAUGCUGGAAGUUCAUAUUGCCCUGUAACAUUGUGUAGCAGGUAUCAGUUGUCUGCUGCUAUGGCUUUCCUGUCUUGGUUUCUGUCAUUUGCCUCUUCUCUCUUCAAUCUUUGGCUUCUACCUUCUUUGCUUAAUGUGGAGAUGUGAACCCCACCCCCCCAGCGAAGUUCUCUCAUUGUGUAUUGGAAUAGCCAUAGUUUUCUUUUUUUUUUAAAAAAAAAAAGUUCCGACUAAGGUUUAAACUGAGACUUCUUAGCUCUGGAGAUUUUUAAAUUAGUUCUCUUAUAGCCAUAUGCUUGGUGUAUAAUUUCAUAUGCAUUGCAAUUGUACUUUGGUCAUUCUUUUUUCAUAUAAACAAUUGAUAGAACCCACAAUAAGGGCAUUGAUUAAUAGUAUUCUCUUUACCAU